Messenger RNA from Helicoverpa zea (corn earworm), 1632 nucleotides. RefSeq names its product cartilage-associated protein-like. The record is from RefSeq and is a predicted model, not a curated record. NCBI's taxonomy places the organism in Eukaryota, Metazoa, Arthropoda, Insecta, Lepidoptera, Noctuidae. Gene Ontology annotation, cellular component: endoplasmic reticulum. Gene Ontology annotation, molecular function: protein binding; collagen binding. Bases 151 to 1281 code for a protein of 376 amino acids. Gene Ontology annotation, biological process: collagen fibril organization. The transcript has a single exon.
CGUUUUUAUUAUGUCGUCAAUUGUCAAAGUUGAAAGUUCAUCAAAGUUCAUCGACACAUUAUUUUUUGGCAAUGAGGCAGUUUGCCAUCAUUUCGUUUGUAUUUUAGCACACACUCGUAUUAAUUCGUUGUGGCCUGUUUUUGAGUGAAAAUGGCAUCGCUCAAGGUUUAUUUAAUUAUUAUAUCAGUUUUUAUGUGCGGAAUACAAAUUGGUGAUUGUAUCACACCAACUUCACUGGAUAAAACUUUUCAAAAAGGUAUAAAAGCUUACUCGGACGAAAGAUGGUCCUUGUGCAUUGAAAAAUUUGAAGAAGCUUUACAUUUGUAUAAACUAUACAAGUCUGUUGUAAUAAACUGUAGAAUUAAGUGUAACUCACAAGUUUAUGAAUCUCAAGUUAAAGAAGAUAUCGAUGAUCUAAGAAUAUUCGAAAUGUAUUUCAAUAAGCGUGACUGUUUAAAUAGAUGUCAAGAUAAAGAGUUUGCUAAUAUGAACCUGAAUAAAACACUUGAUGAGUCUACUCUUCAUGAUAUGCAGUCCAAGAAACCUUAUGAGUAUCUACAUGUAUGCUAUUUCCAACAACGCAUGUUUCAAAAAGCUGUCUCAGCUGCAUACACAUACCUGGUUGCCAAUCCCAAUGAUGAAACAAUGAAAAACAAUGUAAAAUACUACAUAGAGCAGCCAGAAGUGGACAUGAAUGACAUAAUUGAUAUGGAGAGUGAAGACUAUGUAAUAAUGUAUAACUUGGGUAAGAAAUCAUACAAUCAAGAAAAUUGGGGUGAAACUGCAGCAAACAUGGAAGAAGUCUUAAAAGGUUACUUUGCAUCAGAAAACAAUUGUCGGGCAGAAUGUGAAAGGCAGCCCGGACAAGAGUGGUCCGCAGAAUUUGUCAUUACCAUGUCAAAUAAUAUGGCAUCUCUCUUACAUUGCCGACAACAAUGCCAAGACAAGCUUAGACCUCUCAAUUAUAAUUCUGGAGUGGAGUUCAUUGCUGAUGUGCUUAAUUAUUUGCAAGUGGCCUAUUAUCAUCUUGAGAAACUGAAUGAUGCUGCUCAGGCUGUUGCAAGCUAUUUGGCCUUGAUGCCUGAAGAUGAAGAUAUGCUUGAGAAUAUAAAAUUUUAUAGUAAACAAGUUGACAAAAAAGCUUUUUUGCAGAGAUCUGAAGUAGUUCAUUACUUGAAACGUGAUACUUACGAAAAGAAUAUACUGAUCUUUUUUCACCAAGGACAUAAGCAUGACAUUGAUUUUGACUCCAUUCUUAACUCUUAUAAUUUUUUGAAGUAGUCUAAAACAUGCUGCUUCCAUAUUUGGUGCUAUUGAUUGAUACAGUCUGUAUUCAGUCUAAUUUGAUGUUCCUAAUCUUAAAAAUAACAAGUAAGAAGUAGUAUAUUACAUAGAUAUAUUUUUUUACCUUUUUUGCAUUUUUAUAAAAACAUUAAAAAACUAAAUUAAAGUUACAGCUUGUCUAAGGUGGAAUGGUGCCAUUUUAGCUUAGAUAAGCUUAAUAUUAUGUACAUGUCUAUAUAAGUAACGAAUGCCUAGUUAGUAAGUAAGGAUAAACUAAAAGUGCCAUAAUUAAUAACUUUGUAAGACCAAAGAAACUGCCUAUUAAAUUUUUCUAUGCAUAUUUUAAAA